Molecule: messenger RNA, 635 nt
Organism: Melanaphis sacchari
Lineage: Eukaryota; Metazoa; Arthropoda; Insecta; Hemiptera; Aphididae
Exons: 3
Coding region: 304-612 (102 amino acids)
Source: RefSeq, a predicted model, not a curated record
ACUGAAUUUACAAUAGUAAUUUGUUGAAUUUCGAUUUUUAUUAUCAUAAUUUAAAAUAUUAUCAAUGUACCAUUAAUAAAUAAUAUAAUAAUGUCAAAUCAUUAUUUAUUUCAAACAAAUCUAUUUCUACGACUCUGUUCACAAUAGUAACUAUAGAUUUUGAACCAAGUGGUAACUACUAGCACGGUUUAAGAUCGUUCUCCCAAGAAUCAAGGUUCACUUUAUAAUCACUAGUAGGUACGUUUCUGAAUUAAAAUACAAUUUAUUCAUUGGUAUCGAUUUCCAACUUAAUCGCUUUCUUAAAUGGCCUUUGAAAUUAAAAAUUCUGGUAAACCAAGACAAGUGAGGGGUACUACUGCAUACAAAUAUCGAAAUUUGUAUGUGUUUGGUGUAUUGGCUGUCAGUGGACUUUCUUGGUUCCUGUUUGAACAAUUACCAUCUACAAAAAUACUAAAUGAAAAAAUCAAAAAUGGUUAUUGGGAUCGUACACCAGAGGAAAAUUAUAGAUUAGAAAUGAUCAAAAAGAAUUUCAAUCCUGAUAAAAAAAAUUUGAAGGAUAGAAAAGAUGAAAUUAUGUCGAAAAAAGAAAAAUUUGUGCCAAUAAAGAUAUAAUUUUGUAUUUUUUUUUUUUUUUU